Plasmodium malariae is the source of this 5088-nucleotide messenger RNA. Its product is annotated as ferlin, putative. Gene Ontology annotation, biological process: plasma membrane organization. The record is from RefSeq and is a predicted model, not a curated record. NCBI's taxonomy places the organism in Eukaryota, Apicomplexa, Aconoidasida, Haemosporida, Plasmodiidae. The transcript has 3 exons. The coding region runs from base 1 to 5088 and encodes 1695 amino acids.
AUGAAUUUUGCUAAGAAGACGCAAUACAACAUAAAGGUGGACAUACACGAGGUAAAAGAUUUAAGCUUUCGUGAAAGCGCAAACGAGAAAGAGAUAAUACCAAAUCCAUAUGUGGAAGUAACAGUAAAUAAUGAAAUAAAAAGCACUUCUAAAAAGAAUCAAGCAGUGAAUGUCGUAUAUAAUACGUCGUUUAAUUUUUCUAUGGAUUUAACGGAUUAUCACUUUCAGAGGACAAGUGUGGAUGUGUGUGUUUUACAUAAAUAUACAAUUCAGAGUGCAUUAAUAGGAAAAUGUUCAUUUAGUUUAAAUGAUGUAUAUUCAAAAGUACAGCAUUGGUUAUAUAGGAUAUGGGUAAAAUUAAGAAACCCUGAUUUACCUCUAGAUGAUGUAGGUUAUUUAUUGAUAUCUGUUGGUGUAUAUGGUCCAGGAGAUUCUAUACCAAUAGUUAAUGAUAGUGUAAAAGCAAAUAUUAAUGAAGAGAUAUGUGAAAAUAAAGGGUUAGAUAUUCAUAUAACUCACUACGAUUUGUGUAUUAACAUAUUUAGAGGUCAAGAUAUCGAAUUUAUUGGUAGCAGUACAUUAUUUUCCAAUAAUUUAGAGCCAUAUGUAAAGGUAUCGCAUAAUGGAUUUGAAGAAUGCACAAAAGUAAUAAGAAAUGAUCCUAACCCUGUAUGGAAUUUAAGUGUUCAUAUACCUACAUGUACACCUUGUUAUGACAAAAACAUUAUCAUUGAACUUAUUAAUGGAGAACAUAAUGGAGUAGUUAUCUAUAGCAUUCUUUUAGAUUUUUUCGAAAUAUUAAAAAGAGAAUUACUUCCUAGAUGGUUUAACAUAUAUUACAAUCCUCAAAACCAAAUAACACCAAGAAGCAGUGUACAUACACAACAGAAUGUAACAAUCCCAGUUAAUACUACAAACACACAGGGAUCUACUAAUCCAUUGAGUAAUUACCUCUUCUCAGCAACAGCAGAGAAAAUUUUUAAAAAUGCAACUCAAGGUAUUAAUAUAAAUGAUAUAUUAGGUGUUACAAAAAUGCAAAAAAUGUUUACGGACGAUAGUUUAAAAGAUUUUUAUUUAUAUGGAGGUAGAAUAUUUCUAAGUGUGCAUGCUACCAAAACACAUGCACCUGGACCGAUAUGCAUAAAGUCAGCUAAAGUUGAACCGGAUCCACCUAACAAAGAAUUUAUUUUCUGUGCUGAUAUAUAUGAAAUAUUAUCUGUCCAUAGUAACAAAGCAAUGAAUUAUCAUGAUAAUAAUACUAUUAAUGACAAAUUAAGUUAUAAUAAUAAAUAUGAUUCAGUAGGAGAUAGUAUAAUAUGUGUAUGUAGCUUAGGACCACAUAAAUUAAAAACACCCCCUCUUUUACCUAAUGAAGUUGGUUCUUAUGUAUUGAACGAAAGUGCAGGUAGAAUAGAUGAGUUUCGUAUAUUCCUACCACAAAAUAACAAUGAACAGAUUUAUGAUAUCUUUUUAUAUAUAUAUGUUAGAUCUAAUUUAGCUGUAACUGAUUGGAUUACAAAUAGGAGGAAUAUUUAUAAUACAGUUCUAAAUAAUGAUUAUGAUCCAACAGAUAUUACUAAUCAUCAAAAAUUACAUAAAAUAAGUUCAAUCAAUAAAACAUCUGAAGAUAUUUAUAACGAUGCAGAAAUUUUAAAUAAUUAUAAAUUAAAAAGUUAUGUUCGUAUACCUUUUAAAUAUUUACUACUUAAUGAAAAUAAACCCAAAUGGUUUUCAAUGAAAAAUAUUGAAACAAAUGUACAUGAUUAUAAUAUUUCUUUUUUUGCUAAUUUGGUACCCUAUCAAUCGUACAGAAAAAGACCACAAAGAUUAGAAUAUAAAUUAUCUAGAUAUUUUUUUCGUGCUUUAAUUUAUGAAGGUUUACAUUUCCCAGCUAAAGGAUAUGAUGCUUUUCCUGACCCGUACAUAAAAGUAGAACUAGCUGGUCAGACAAUUAAAACUAGUACUAUUUUACAUACGCUUAACCCGAAUUAUUAUGAAGCAUAUGAGGUAGAAGUUAUAUUACCUACAAACUUAAAUUUAGCUCCAGAUAUAUCUAUAGAGGCUUUCUCUGUUAAUCAAUCUUUUCUGUACAAUGAAGAUGUUUUAUUAGGAUCAUGCUCCUAUCCAAUAAUGAAAGUUCCAGUUGAAUGGAAAAAAUCUCCUAUAUGGAUUACAUUAAAAUCUUCACAAUAUAAAAAGUGUAAAGCUAAGUUAUUAGUUGCAUUCGAAUUAGUACCAUUAGAAAAAGUGCUUGAUGAUACAUACCCUUUUUAUGAUGAUAUUAGACCAUCUACCUUGCCUGGUCAUGUUUCUCUCUUUUUAGUUGGUAUAAGAAUGUUCAAACCUUUAAAAGAUCCAUCUGUUACUGUUUGCUUUGGUAGAGAUGUAGAUGAUACAUCCCAAUUUUUAUGGCAUGAAACUACUAAUAAAGUCAUAUCAGGGAAAGAAGGAAACUGGAAUUUUCUAAAAUACUUCUCAUUAGAUGUAGCUUUACCUAAAAGAAUGCAACAUCAUAGUUUUUUAGAAGUUAGAAUCGAAGAUAGAUUAUUAAAUAGUGGGUUCACAGGUCCAGGUACAAAUACUACACAUGCAGUUAAUGCAACCAACAAUACUGUCUUAAUCGGUACUGCUUAUAUUACUUUGAAUCCAUUACUUCCAUGGCUAGAUCAAUAUGAAAAAAACGAAUGUAUAGACUUGUUUAAGUUACAUCUACUAGAAGAGGUGCUCAUAGAAGACGCAGAAAAAGCAAGAAAAUCGUAUAACACUGCUCUCAUAUAUAAGAAGAGUUCCAUGAUGUCCAGGAAAAUCUCGAAUGGAAACUUUGGAGCACACGAUACCGACGAGGGGGGUGAAGAGCCAGAGAUGGUGGGCAUACAGGUAGAAGCAGGUGUAGAUGUAGAUCCGGAUGCAGAUCUAGACGCAGAUUUAUACACAGAUUUACACACAGAUGUGGAUAUAAAAGGAAGUGAUAGGAAUCGUGAGUUCCACUCUCUUUCCUUGAACGUUUUAGACGAACAUUUAACUAUACUUGACGAAGAGGGCUAUGAAGGUGAAGAUGACCACGAGAGGGAGGAUGACUUCCAUAGGGUAAAAGGGGAUCGUAAUCUUAACAACGAUAAAGAGCAUCCGUACAGCGAGGCAGAAAACACAUCUAGGGAUAACAUAAAAAAGGAUGAUAAGGGUAUCGGAGGCGUGGACAUCAGUGGAGCCACAAAGGGAUAUGCCAAUGGAAGUAAUAGUGCAGAUAGGAAUGUACUCAAUAAUGUUAACAAUGGGAAAGAUGAGCACGGCAUCAGCGAACUGCAAAAGAAGAGGAGAAAGAACACGAAGAAGUAUUCAAGUAACGAAUAUGUGCCUUACAACGACCCAGAUUUUGCAAAUGUGCGCAUUGAGGAGGCGCUAGAAUAUGUAUGUUUCAAAAAUGCAGAUGUAGAUAUAGAUGUGGAUGUAGAAAAGAAUGUGCAUGGAGAUGUUGAGGAGCAGGACACAAUGCGUGAAAGCACUUCAAGUGAUAAGAAAUUGAAACUGAUGGAUAUGAACAUUUUUAAAGGGAAACACGACGAUAGGGGAAAAAACGUAGUAUCGAGUAGCGUUGACGGACAUAAUAGCACCAAUGAUAUGCAUCAGAAGCAGAGUCAGGCGCAGGCGCAGUGGCAAGGUAGAACGAUCUACGGGUUCACUGAAGAGAUGCUGAACUUUCAACUAUCUUUAGCGGACGAUGAUGAACAAGAAGAAAUACAAAGAGACGAAAUGUUAUAUGAGUACGAAGUAGAUAUGAAUGCUGAUGACUUACCAUAUUUAAGAGCAACCAUAUUUAGAUGCACGGAUUCAGGAAUACCAGAAGCUGUUGGUUAUCUAAAAUAUAUAUGUAAUGUAUAUGAUGAGAAAACAAUUCAUUUAAAAAAGGAAAUGAUGAAAAGGUGUGAUAAUUUAGUAAGUGAAUAUAAACUAACUCGGAAUUUAGUUGUUCGAGCAUAUAUUAUCCAAGCAAGGGGGUUGAAUCCUCCAUCUGGUGCAACUGAUAUAACAACAUAUAUAUGGAUAAAGAACAGUAAUGAAAUUACAAAUAUACCAGGUGGUUUAUCCCAUAAUAUAAAAGAUAUUGGUCAUACAAAAAAACAAGGGUAUAAACCAGAAUUUAAUAGAUCAUAUCAAUUAUUAUGUUCUUUUCCAGAUGAAUCCAUAGUUCAAGUAUGUAUAAUGAAUCAAGGUUCUCUAUCUGAUGAAAUAAUAGGUUAUACCUACAUCGAUAUGGAAGAUCGAUACUUUAGCCCGAGAAUAAGACAAUUAAUGAUAGAUGAUGCUAUGCCGAUUGAACUACGAUCAUUAAAAUUAGAAAAUAGUACCAUAUCACAUGGAUCAUUAAGAUGCUGGUUUGAAAUAUUUACUGAAGAAUUUGCUCAAUUAAAUCCAGUCAAAAUAUUGUGUUCAAAUGAACCAGAUGAUUACCAAUUAAGAUUAGUAAUAUGGAAAGUAAGUAAUGCAGCAAUUGAUGAUAAUUCUACUAUUAGUUUAUUUGUUAGAUGCAUAUAUACUGAUGAAGAAAAUGAAGACAGAAGAGAUACAGAUACACAUUACAACAGUAAAGAUGGUAAGGGUGUAUUCAACUGGAGAAUAGUAUAUAAUAUAAAGAUACCAACAAAUGCAACAACUAUCAAGGUGCAGGUUCAUAACUACGCUCUUCUCUCUUCGAACGAGCCUAUAGGUGAGGCCACUCUGGAUUUGGCUUCUCAUUUCUACAGGGCCAGGAAAAAAAAGGGUUUCUACCACAUACCCAGAUUCUGGUUGGCAUGCAAGCACCCAGCGCACAAGAACAAGAUACGAGGAAAUGUUGAAAUAGAAGCAAGCAUAUUACCUAAGUUUGAAGCCGAAGUUGACCCAGUUGGCAAUGGAAGAGAUGAACCCAACAAGGACCCAUUUUUACCCCCUGUCACUGAAAAUAGAACCUAUGUAGACUGGAUUACCAUCAACGAGAAAUUUGGAGCAGCAACUGCGUCUAUUAUGCAGGGCUUGAAGUGGACAGGUGUGUGGGUGGUCGUAGCAGUCAUAGUUGUGGGCAUAUUUUUCCUUCUGUUUUUGUUAAAGUGA